CAAACGUGGCCCUCAGAAUCUCUGGUUCACCUUAUUCCCUCUCCGUCGCUCCCUUUCAGGUCGGCGUGAUCGGAAUAUUCUAGAGACGAUGGUGGAGUUGGAGAGGGCGCAGAAUCCGUGGGUGACUAGCGACCAGCCAAUCGACCGAGUUGAAAUCGACGGUAGAGACUUGUCCGUCAUGCCGGAGCUCUCCGUUUUGGACAGAGGCGACGCCGGAUUCGUCGCGAAGCGGCCGUGUACUGCGACGUCGGAUUGGAAGCUAGGGGUUGCGGAGCGGGCUUUCUCCGCCGCCGGCGCCGCGUUUUUGUCGGCGAUUAUUGUUAAUCCGCUUGAUGUAGCCAAGACGAGGUUGCAGGCGCAGGCAGCUGGCGUGCCUUACUCGCAUCCGCUGAGUAAUAUCACGAGUCGCAUGGCUUUCUUCGGGCCUACCACGCUGUUUGCGGAUUUGAGGUGUUCGCCAUCUUGCACACGUGCUGGAAUUCAUGGUACGGUAUCAAUAUGCCCGCCAGAUUGUUUUCAGUACAAAAGCACGCUUGAUGUGUUCUACAAGAUCAUUCGACAGGAAGGGUUCACAAGGUUAUGGAGAGGUACAAAUGCAGGGUUGGCCCUGGCUGUUCCAACAGUGGGAAUCUAUCUACCAUGCUAUGACAUAUUUCGUAACUGGUUAGAAGAAUUCACUGCUCGUAAUGCUCCCAGCACGAGUGUAUAUGUUCCUUUAGUCGCUGGCUCUUUGGCACGCUCAUUGGCAUGUGCAACUUGCUAUCCCAUAGAACUUGCUAGAACUCGCAUGCAGGCAUUCAAAGUGAUGCAAAAUGGUGCAAAGCCUCCUGGUGUUUUGAAAACUCUAUUGGAUGUUGUCUCUCAUGUCAAGACCACAAGUAAUAAUGCUGAAAGCAACUUAAGAGGCUAUCGUGUUCUCUGGACUGGAAUGGGAGCACAACUUGCCCGCGAUGUUCCCUACUCUGCAAUCUGUUGGUCGACUCUUGAGCCAAUCAGGAGAAGACUUCUUAAUCUUGUAGGUGAUGAAGCAAAUGCAAUCAGUAUAUUUGGGGCAAAUUUUUCCGCAGGGUUUGUUGCAGGAACCAUUGCUGCUGCAGCUACAUGUCCUUUGGAUGUUGCAAAGACCCGAAGGCAAAUAGAGAAUGAUCCAGUCAGGCAAAUGAAAAUGACAACACGGCAGACGCUAGUGGAGGUUUGGAGGGGUGGAGGACUUAAGGGAUUAUUCACGGGGGUUGGUCCUCGUGUUGGUCGUGCAGGCCCUUCAGUUGGGAUUGUUGUUUCCUUCUAUGAAGUGGUGAAGUAUGCUCUCCAUCAACGGUAUGCGGCUUCAUGAUGGAGAGGGAUUCUUUAUUUUUCUGAUCCUUUUAAGGUGAUAAUUGACAUGGUGACUGGUGACUUGCUUGUGGGAAUCAUCUGACAUAGAAGGCCACCCCCAAGUUUUGUAGAUACAGUAGAUUGAAGAUAACAAAUUUUCAUCUCUUUUAGGCCUGCAAGUGCAGGGUUUAACCUACUUCUUUCAUACAGUUUUAAGUUAAUCGCUACAUAGUUGCUCAAUGACGAGCGAAGUUUUGUACAUUUAGGUUGUUUCUUUGGGUAAAUCUUUUUUCUGAGACCCCUGUUCUCAGUUAAUAAUUCAUGUCUAAAGAGAUCAGAUGAAAUCUUCAAGUUUAAUGACAAUUUACACUGUUCUGAGAAAGAUCAGCUGUGUUUAGUUUA
Molecule: messenger RNA, 1716 nt
Organism: Argentina anserina (silverweed cinquefoil)
Lineage: Eukaryota; Viridiplantae; Streptophyta; Magnoliopsida; Rosales; Rosaceae
Product: mitochondrial carrier protein MTM1
Exons: 11
Coding region: 89-1333 (414 amino acids)
Biological process (GO): mitochondrial transmembrane transport
Cellular component (GO): mitochondrion
Source: RefSeq, a predicted model, not a curated record